GAUGACCAGAGACUGCGGACAGUACAGGGGAUGACCAGAGACUGCGGACACAGUACAGGAGAUGACCGGAGACUGCAGACAUAGUACAGGAGAUGACCGGAGACUGCGGACAUAGUACAGGAGAUGACCAGAGACUGCGGACAUAGUACAGGAGAUGACCGGAGACUGCGGACAUAGUACAGGAGAUGACCAAAGACUGCGGACAGUACAGGAGAUGACCAGAGACUGCGGACACAGUACAGGAGAUGACCAGAGACUGCAGACAGUACAGGAGAUGACCAGAGACUGCGGACACAGUACAGGAGAUGACCAGAGACUGCAGACA
Staurois parvus is the source of this 325-nucleotide messenger RNA. Lineage: Eukaryota; Metazoa; Chordata; Amphibia; Anura; Ranidae. The record is from the annotation of a GenBank genome assembly.